Molecule: messenger RNA, 1744 nt
Organism: Gadus macrocephalus (Pacific cod)
Lineage: Eukaryota; Metazoa; Chordata; Actinopteri; Gadiformes; Gadidae
Gene: ift38
Product: clusterin associated protein 1
Exons: 13
Coding region: 182-1456 (424 amino acids)
Biological process (GO): cilium assembly
Cellular component (GO): intraciliary transport particle B; centrosome; cilium
Source: RefSeq, a predicted model, not a curated record
UAUUCUCCUCAGGAUUGUCCUUUAAAGCUUCCGUACGGCUGGCUUCCAUAGUGACGGAUAAAACAACCCAAACUAAACCCACUAAACCACACAACACUAGAUUACCCACAUGUAACUCCACAAGCCCUUUCCUUCCAUAUUCUGACAAGUUGGAGGAGACUUUGCACAGCAGGGAGCCAUCAUGUCCUUCAGAGACUUAAGAAACUUCACUGAGAUGAUGCGGGCGCUAGGAUACCCCCGGCUGGUCUCCAUGGAGAACUUCCGGACCCCCAACUUCGGUCUGGUGGCGGAGAUCCUCAUCUGGCUUGUGAAGAGCUACGAGCCCCAGAUGGACCUGCCCAGUGACGUGGAAACAGAGUCGGACCGGGUCUUCUUCAUCAAGGCUGUGGCCCAGUUCAUGGCUACCAAGGCCCACAUCCGGCUGAACACCAAGCGCCUGUACCAGGCGGAGGGCUACGCAGUCAAGGAGCUGCUGAAGAUCAGCUCGGUGCUCUACAACGCCAUGAAGACCAAGGAGCUCAGCGGCCAGGAGGCGGGCCAGGAGGAGAGCAGCCGCUUCAAGUUUGACCUGGGCUCCAGGGUGUCUGAACUAAAGGAGGCACGACGAUUGGCGUCUGAGAUUACAGCUAAGGGGGCGUCGCUCUACGACCUCCUGGGUGAGGAGGCGGAGCUACGGGAACGGCGAGCUGCAGCCAUCGCAAGACCGCUGGAGAUCAACGAGACGGAGAAGGCCCUGAGAGCUGCCAUCAAAGAGGUCCAGGGCAGUGUGGAGAACAGCAAGGAGAUGCUGGGGAACGUGGCCUCGGAUGAGGUCAGUCUGGAGGGCAAGAUCGAGAAGAAGAGGCAGGACCUGGAGAGGAACCGGAAGAGGCUGCAGACCUUGCAGAGUGUGAGGCCGUCCUUCAUGGACGAGUACGACAGGAUGGAGGUCGAUCUCCAGAAGCUCUAUGAGACGUACGUGGAGAAGUUCAGGAACCUCAGCUUCCUGGAGGCCCAGCUGGACGACUACCACCGCCUGGAGCAGGACCGCCUGGAGGAAGCUGAGAACACCCUGAGGACCAUUCAGCUGAAACUACGAGAGGAGGAGAGGAAGUUGAUCAGGAGUGGCUUGAAGGACGGCGACUCGGACAUGGAGAUCCUGGACGACGAGGGGUCCGACAGCGACAUCGACGACUGCAGACCCCCAAAACCACGGCCCGCCAAGCCACGAGCAGAGAGGAGUCCCGCAGAAGAAGGGAGGGGCGGCGCUCAUUACGUGGGGACCAUGCAGGGUGGCGACAGUGAGGAGACGGAGGAGGACUUUGACGUGGAGGAGGAAGACGAGGAGGACGAGGACGAGGAGGAGGCCAACGAGGAGCUGGACGAUGAUGUCAGUCUCGAGGGCCCCGCCCCCUCCAGGCCCUCCAGGGGGGGAGGGGGGAGCCCCCAGCUGCUCGAGAGCGACAACGACUUCUGAGCGCAUUUUUGUGUACUCGUAUGUUCCAACUGUAUACAUGUUUACGGCACGCACACCGAGACAGCGAUCAGAGCUCCGGUCAGGGGCCAGAGACCCAGCUUCACAUAGUGCUUCAAAAUGUUACAUGUUACAUCUCUGAAUGCGUUCAGCUUCAUAGUUUCAUACUUCUCCUCAUGUGUUCAUGUCGACGGUUUGUACACUUAACGCGUUCAUAUUUAUGGUUUUAUGAACGUAAUCCUUUUCUGUAGCCACAUUUCAACUAAAAUAAACAACCUGCUGUUUCUAUUA